Molecule: messenger RNA, 2117 nt
Organism: Cynoglossus semilaevis (tongue sole)
Lineage: Eukaryota; Metazoa; Chordata; Actinopteri; Pleuronectiformes; Cynoglossidae
Product: tetratricopeptide repeat protein 12-like
Exons: 1
Coding region: 147-2006 (619 amino acids)
Biological process (GO): sperm axoneme assembly; axonemal dynein complex assembly
Cellular component (GO): cytoplasm; centrosome
Molecular function (GO): protein binding
Source: RefSeq, a predicted model, not a curated record
AAGUCGUGCAGAAAACAAUCCAGAAAGCCGACUCCUACAUCGCUUCCCUGGAAGAAGAACCCUGCAGGACGAAGGUGAACAAGACCAAAAUCAACACUAACCCUUCCCCCCAGUUCCCCUACCAUCAGCAGAGUCCUGAAAGUUUCAUGAAGAUGCUGGAAAAAGACGCUGAGGACAGGAGACGGAGGCGCUGCGCUAAUGAAAAGAAGGCGCUAGUGCUCAAAGAGAAGGGGAACCAAGCUUUUGCCCAGGAAGAUUAUGAAGCGGCCGUGAAGCACUACACCAAGGGCUUGGCCAAACUGAAGGACAUGCAGCAGUUGUACACCAACCGAGCACAGGCUUUCUACAAACUGGGGAAAUACAGAGAGGCCAUCAGUGACUGUGAUUGGGCGCUGAGGUGUGACGACAGGUGCAGCAAGGCUUACGUGCACAUGGGGAAAUCCUACCUGGAACUGAAGGACUAUAAAGAGUCCAGAAGUUGUUUCACAAAGAUCCUGGAAAUUGAACCCAAGAAGGAGAAAAUGGUUAGAGAGUACCUGACUCGUGUGGAUCUGGAGGAGGAGAGAGAGCUUCAGGAGGUGGAAGCGAGGCGAGAGUUUGACCAGGGUGAGGCAAAGGUCACGGCGGUGCCAAAACUUUUGGAGAAGCUGUCGAUGUCGGGACACAUCGUUCUCUACUACUGCGGAGGGAUUCAGAUUCUCUCAGAGGCGGUUCAGGACUCCACAGCCCAGACUCUCUUCAGACUGAGUAACGGCUUCAGGAUCAUCAGUGACAACAGCACAGUGAGGAGCUGUCUGGAGGAGAAGACCGAGGACAAGGACAGUCGGAGGUUGUUGGUGUCUGUCCUGAAGUUAUGGAGAGCUGUUUGUGAUGGAAACAGUGAAAACCAGAAGGUCUUACUGUCCUGCCCCGUCACCACGCAGGCUCUGGUGGAUCUGCUGGCGUCGGAGGAAGCUGCAGUACAGACAGAAUGUCUGUCACUUUUACAUGUGUUCUCACGGGGGCCACAUGGGAGACGUGUGGUCAUUGAACACUUGAACGUGUCCACGAUGGUGCGGAACAUUAUAACAGGUGUGUCAAAACCGUGGCAGCAGCGAGACUCCACUGCGGUUGAGGUUCUUGAGAACUUUGCAGCUGAAGACAAACUUUGCAUGCAGCUAAGAGACGUGUUGACGUACUGUGUCACCGAGCCAUUUACAUCGGUACUAAGGACUAUCACGGAGUCCAGUCGUCCUGUCUUCCCGUCACUGAUUUCGGCCAUCGACCGUCUGGCGCAAGAUGACAUCAUCCACCACAAACUGGCUCAUGACUCGGAGUUUUGGAAGACCCUACUGGUUGCCUUAAAGCAGUGCAGCAGCAGAGGGUUUAAAGAGGUGCUUUACUCCCUGCUGGGUCUCAUCAUCAACCUCUCAGGUGGAUCUUCUCCGGCUGUCCAGGACCGUGCUGUAGAACUCUGCGACUGCUGUCUGGGCUUGUUGAAGGACAGCGAUGGCGGGGUCAUAACUCAAGCCCUGGGCGUGCUGAGCACUGUCCUGCCACAGUCGUCUGAGGCCGUGAAGCGUGUGAUUCAGGCUAACGUGGUUCCGACCCUGUGUCGGAUGCUCAAGAGGCCAGGACAGAACGCUACCAAGUACGCCAUGAAGACUCUGACUGUGUGCACCGCAGCCAGUCGCUCAGCUCGAGAGGAGCUGCUGAGGUUUGAUAAAAAGUUGUCCGUUUUACGUCGACUGCUGGGGUCCAGCUGUGAUGUCAUGGUGGCGGGAAACGCCGCCCUGUGCUUGGGCCACUGUCUGGAGUUGGAAGGAGUCUCCAGCAGAUUAGUGGACACUGAUGUUGUGCUGCAGCUGCUGCGUCAUGCCGCAGGAGACGCAAAGGAGACGGCCGUGCAACAAAACGCAGCCAUCGCUCUGGGAAAGCUGUGUCGAUCUGAGCCUCGGUACCUGAACAGGCUACGGGAGCUGCACGGGUUUGAGAUCCUGCACUCGUGUGUGAAGCUCAUCACCUGAGCUGUUUGUAAAACAUUACCUGACAUGGACUGAAGUAAAAGUUAAUCAUAAAUAAAUAAUGAUAAUAAAUCUUAGACAUUUCUAGAACCCACUUUCUGAAACAUGUCCCUG